Messenger RNA from Triplophysa dalaica, 1853 nucleotides. RefSeq names its product UbiA prenyltransferase domain containing 1 (gene ubiad1). The record is from RefSeq and is a predicted model, not a curated record. Gene Ontology annotation, biological process: menaquinone biosynthetic process; vitamin K biosynthetic process. Bases 228 to 1268 code for a protein of 346 amino acids. Gene Ontology annotation, cellular component: Golgi membrane; endoplasmic reticulum. The transcript is spliced from 3 exons. Lineage: Eukaryota; Metazoa; Chordata; Actinopteri; Cypriniformes; Nemacheilidae. Gene Ontology annotation, molecular function: prenyltransferase activity.
UGUUGGACGGAAAUGGCUGCUGCUGUCAGACACUCUCAAGCUAAUGUUGGGAAUGUCGUGUAAAUAUCCACUCACUGACACUCUGUUGCUGUUGUGCCCUCGAGGGACAUAUGAAUGAUGGGGGAACUGCUAGUGGAUUAACAGUCAUCUGCUGAAUUCUCUGUGUGUGUUUGUGGCGCAGCUGCGUCGUCCUGAUUUUUCUGAAGCGCUCUGAGAUUGAGGUGACUAUGGCAUCCAGUUUAAACCAGAUGAGCACAGAACCCUACUCGCUUUCAGGAUCCAAUGGACUGAAUGGGGCGAAAUCACCAGGAGUUGCGGCCGUCGACGGUAACCACUCCAGCAGGCUGUCCCGUGCGGGCAGGAUGGCCCUGGACGUGCAGAGCAAAUGUGCUGCAUACGUGUUGGCUUUAAGACCAUGGAGUUUCAGCGCCUCCCUCACACCUGUGGCUCUGGGUAGCGCUCUGGCCUACAAACUGGAAGGCUCUGUGGACCUCCUCAUUCUCCUGGUCUGUGCCGUUGCGGUUCUGGUGGUCCAUGGGGCUGGGAACUUGGUGAACACCUACUAUGAUUUCUCCAAGGGAAUCGACCAUAAGAAGAGCGAUGACAGGACUUUGGUGGAUCAGAUCCUGAAGCCACAGGAUGUGGUGAUGUUCGGGGCGGCAUUGUACUCUGCAGGGUGCCUGUGUGCCACUCUGUUGUACUUCCUGUCCUCACUAAAACUAGAGCAUUUAGCUCUCAUUUAUUUUGGAGGACUGUCAAGUUCUUUUUUAUAUACUGGAGGCAUAGGGCUGAAGUAUGUCGCUCUGGGCGACGUGGUCAUCCUCAUCACCUUUGGUCCUCUGGCAGUUAUGUUUGCCCAUGCGGUGCAGGUGGGCUACCUGUCAGUGCUGCCGCUGGUCUACGCUGUGCCGCUGGCGCUCAACACCGAAGCCAUCCUGCACAGCAACAACACGCGAGACAUGGACUCGGACAAGCAGGCGGGUAUUGUGACCCUGGCAAUUUUGGUGGGGCCCACGAUGUCGUACGUUAUCUACAAUCUGCUGCUUUUUGUUCCUUAUUUGCUGUUCUGCAUCUUGGCCACACGCUAUACGAUUAGCAUGGCUCUUCCAUUGUUGACACUGCCAAUGGCCUUUCCUCUUGAGAGGCAGUUUCGCCGACAGUGUUACGCAAAGAUUCCUCAUAAGACUGCCAAACUCAAUUUGCUCAUGGGACUCUUUUAUGUUUUUGGGAUUAUAUUGGCGCCAAAGGGUAGCCUGCCGUUGUUGUAAGAUCUUUUUGUUCCUGUUCUUUUUAAUAUCGUUUCCUAUUUGUUUUAAACGGCCUUAGAUUGGUAAAAGCUUUAUAUACUUUUUGUAUUUCUAGUAACAUUAAUCUAAGGUUGAAAGACUUUAAUUUAUUGUUGUUAAUUUAUAUUUCGCAGUGAGCAAGUGUUCUCAGUACAGUGCUAAGGUACGUAGGCUGUCCAGGGACAUCAGUAUGGUAAAAGCGGACGACUAUAAAAAAUAAAAUGAUAUCUAUAUGUUUACUAGCGAAAUCGGAGUUUCAGAUAUAUUUAGGACACUUCUUAUUAUGUCAUGUUUUGUAAAGAAACUGUUUCUGAUCAUGUUUUUGAUUGUUAUUUUAUAAAACCAAUGACACAUUUCAAGUACAAAAUCUAAAUCUAUCUGUGUUCAUGAACACUCGCUUCAGUCUGAGAGACAAAGAUACAGUUGGUGAGCUAUGAUGCGUGUUUUCAUGAAGGCAAAUCUGUUAUCAGCAAAAAAAUUGAUUAGUUGUAGGGCCAUUGACCGUGUGUUAGGUCUUGCUAAAGACUUUCACAAAAUAACCGUGUAUAUUAUUGUAUAUGUCACCUU